Messenger RNA from Sclerotinia borealis F-4128, 1620 nucleotides. NCBI's taxonomy places the organism in Eukaryota, Fungi, Ascomycota, Leotiomycetes, Helotiales, Sclerotiniaceae. The record is from the annotation of a GenBank genome assembly.
AUGCCUUCCAAAAAGGUUACUCAAGGAUCUGAGACUGCUGAUCAAUUCUCAAUUGAAGCGCCCGGAUCAUCCCCGCAAUCAAAUUACGAUUCUUCGUCCGAUGCUGAACAAGAUGAACAAGAUGACCUUUCGCAAUCUGACUCGGAUUCUCUAGACAGUCAAACUUCGCGGAAAAGGCGGAAAAGAUCCCAAGAACCAAAGCAUGAAGAUUUUCCUUUAAUCACUACUACCUCUGUCCCCUCGCGGGUGAAGGCAAAAUCGCAAAAAAGUUCCCUCGAUCUUAAAAAUAUCAACAAUAGCGCAAUACUAGCUCCUACAGAUGCGCAAACUACUUUUGCUGCCUUGGAUGUGAAGCCAUGGUUGGUGGGGUCAUUGGGGUCUAUGGCCAUCAAGCGGCCUACGGGUAUUCAAAAGGGCUGCAUACCGGAGAUAUUGAAGGGAAGGGACUGUAUAGGAGGUAGUCGUACAGGUUCUGGAAAGACGGUGGCAUUCGCUGUACCAAUCCUACAAAAAUGGGCUGAAGAUCCUUUCGGGAUCUUUGCCUUAGUGCUUACUCCUACGAGGGAAUUGGCAUUACAAAUUUACGAGCAAUUUAAAGCGAUCUCAUCUCCUCAAUCGCUCAAGGCUGUCCUGAUAACAGGUGGCUCGGAUAUGCGACCUCAAGCAACGGCCCUUGCACAACGACCACAUGUUGUUAUCGCAACCCCUGGCAGGUUGGCAGAUCACAUUAGAACCUCGGGUGAAGAUACAAUUUGUGCUUUGCGCCGGGUGCGCAUGGUGGUUCUUGAUGAAGCGGAUCGAUUACUUGCAUCUAGUAGCGUAGGAAGUAUGCUUCCAGAUGUUGAAGAAUGUCUAUCUAUCCUUCCACCUCCCGCCAAACGACAAACGUUACUAUUCACAGCUACAGUUACUCCAGAAGUACGAGCUUUAAAGGACAUGCCUCGCACACCAGGAAAACUUCCAGUCUUUGUCUGCGAAGUGGAUACUCAGGCUUUAGCAAUCCCUCCGUCUCUUAAUCAGAUGCAUCUGCAGAUACCUGUAACACAUCGAGAACACUAUCUGCACAUGUUUCUGCUUACUGAGAAGAAUCUACCAAAAUCCGCCAUUAUUUUCUGCAAUCGCACUGCUACCGCCGAUUAUAUUACCCAUCUACUGCGACUUCUUGAUCAUCGAGUCACGGCCCUCCAUUCUAAGCUUCCACAAAGACAACGAACUGAUAAUUUGGGUCGAUUCCGUGCCUCUGCGGCCAGAAUAUUAGUUGCGACUGAUGUGGCUGCUCGUGGUCUCGAUAUUCCAGAGGUGGGUCUGGUAAUCAAUUACGAUAUCCCUAGAGAUCCAGAUGACUAUAUUCACCGAGUUGGUCGUACAGCCAGAGCUGGCAGGAAAGGAGAAGCUAUUACAUUCGUAGGUCAGAGAGAUGUACAAUUAGUUCUAGCCAUUGAGAGCAGAGUGGGCAGGCAAAUGGAAGCAUGGACAGAAGAAGGUGUAAAUCUGGAAACGAGAGUCAUCAGAGAAUCGUUGAAAUUGGUAGGAGAAAAGAAACGUGAAGCUAUGUUAGAAAUCGAGGAAGGCAGAGAAGUUGGCGGGAAACGAAAGAGAGGCAUGAAGAAAUUAAGUUGA